Messenger RNA from Drosophila bipectinata, 2546 nucleotides. RefSeq lists its product as uncharacterized. NCBI's taxonomy places the organism in Eukaryota, Metazoa, Arthropoda, Insecta, Diptera, Drosophilidae. The record is from RefSeq and is a predicted model, not a curated record.
AAAAAUUUUAAAAAUUUAAAUUAAAAUUUCUUUCAAAAACAACAAAAAGCACAAUUAUGGGCAAAAAGUUCUGUUACUUGGAAGGGAAGGCAACACCUCCUACGACAACAUCACGAAUCGGUGGUAAGGAUCAUCGGGGUAGGGGGGACAAGGAUCAGGUCUCCGGGGAGGAGGACGACGAGGACGAUGGCCGUGACAGGCAGACGAUGUUUCCACAACAAUCGACAACUGUGAAGCGAGUGAUGAGCCAGCUGGCCCAUGGGUAUCUGAAGUUGGUCCAUCGCAUCGAGGACAAGGAACCGGAUCGAGCGGUGGGUGGUACAGUCUGGGAGGGGAGACAGCCACCACAGUCACCCCAGUCAGCCCAGUCACCCCAGCCACCCACCGAAGACGAGAUAUCAACCUCAUCCGAGGAAUAUCCUCCCAGAGGAUCUGUGGGUUUCGUGGAUCUGUUUCGGCGGAGCUUACAUUUCGAGAAGAUGGGCCUGCCGGUCACGGCCCUGGAGCUCUACUCCAUGGACUAUCUGGAGCGCAGGAAGGGUGAGACCAGAAUGCAGGGCGGUUUCCUGAACGAUCAACAUAGUUUGGAGAAUCACGACACUAUAGCCUUGAGAAGAAAAUCAAGCUACAAAGUGACAGCUGGGGGUUCGACGAGACUGGAGAGUUCAUUUCAUAGCCGUCGACUGAACUGGAAAGGUCAGACGCCUCCGAAAGAAAAACAAUUUUUAAAAAUCCAAAAUCUAGAAACGGAAAAUAAACGGGACAGUUUAUUGAAACACAAGUUGGAAAAUCAAGGAUCUAUUUUCGAUAAUAAGGAGGUGGAGAUGGCGGACCAGAAACGAGGACCUUACAGAAACAACAACAGAAAGGAUGGGAUGCGGCAGCGUAGCUACUCCAGAUCAUCAAGUCCGGAGCCUGUGCUGAGCUGGAAUUACGCAAAGACGAACAUCCAUGAAGAGGACAAAAAGGAGGAGGUUGUGGCGCCCAGAUAUCAGUCACGUAGAUCCACAGUGCCGGUGCUAAAGGCACUGGUGCAGCCCCGAUCCAUCAGCUAUUCGGAGGAGGCACUGGCGGAGCGCUGGGAGCGCGAAUCGGCAUCGAGCUGCAGCUGUGAGGAGGAGCCAAAGAGUAAGCGCUCCUUCGUGACGGUCAUGCAGAAGACCACACCACGACGUUCCUGCCUGAAGAAGCCGAAACUGGAUCAUAACGCGGGCAGCCGAUCGUCCUCCCCUGGCAGGAGCUUGGCCGGCUAUGAGGCUGACAGUGAACUCCAAACUUCCCGUCACUCCAGUGAGGGCCAAUACCAGGACCUAGAGUCAGACACUCUCACGGCGGUGUGGAAGAUGCCAAUCUACUACUGCAAGAAGCCGCCCAGCCACGGACUCUAUCGGCUGGGAUCCGCACUUAAGUACCAGCCGAUCGAUCGGCUGGAUGCCGGCUGCCUGACGACUCCGCUCUUCGAGGAGGACGACGACCUCGACCGGGCCAAGUACUUUGCUGGUGAGUUUGCCAAGCUGACGCUGGACGAGCAGCGCCAGGACCUGGCGUUCCGGCUGGGACAGGUGCGCCUGCUGCAGGACAUGUCCGACGAGGAGUACCGCCAGCGCAUCGUGGCCCAGGGCUUUGUGGUGAGGCCGAUCGUAAGGCUGGGCGAGAAGCACCCCUGCCCCUUCGGGCGGCGUCGUUGCCCGAUGGUGCGUAAUGAGCACCUGCUGAUCCACUACCUGGAGUACCACGGCGAUACGAGCGUCCAGGUGACGGAGACCUUCGAGGAGAACCGGCUGCUGGUCGUCUUCGAACCCAAGAACUUGGAUUUGGGCCGCAACACCUGCAUAUCCGUACUGGUCUAUGGCGGGGUCAGAGGUCGCCACUGCACAUUGCCCAUUCGCCGGUUCAUGCCCACCCCGAACAAGGAUCUGCCCGAAUCCUUUGCGAACUUGGAAGGAUGCUUGCCAUUGUUUGUGAUGAUCUGCCGGAAUCGACCGGAAUCGAGACGCAGGGUUCGCUUUAGGGACAUUGCCGGAGGUUGCCACGGUGACACCGAUUCCGACUACCCGGUCACCCCCGACGACGAGUCGGACGUCCUGACCUUGUGGAUGAUGAGCAUGGACCUGCCCCAGCCCAUUCAUUGCAUGAUAACCGUUUUCAAUCGCCGGCUGGACGCCAGCGUCAGUUCGAUACUGAAGGUAAGGGGUCUUCGGAAGUCCCACCAGUGCCGGGCCGUCAUGCAGUCCCGCCACUAUCAUAUGCGACUGGGCGGCAAGGACCUCAAGAUACUGACAAACAACAACACCGAAUCGCUCUACCUGGAGGUGACCAUCAAGGAGUAUGCCGGCCUCUUUCCCCUCCAGGGUCACACUUGCAGGGCCCAUUCCCAUCACCGGAAUUGAUCCUAUAUAUCUCUCUCUAUAUAGUAUGUGGCACUUGUAGUCUUUCCACGCCUUUGUAGCUUCAAAAUUAAUAGGUUUCACUUUUAGGAGAACUGUACUCAAGCUGUAUACUCUUUCGGCCUAAAAGGUUUUAAAUAAUAAUACCAUUAAAUAAUA